AUGACCGAGAAAGAUGAUCCGCCGACGCAAAAUGACGGGCAGUUCAACGCGAAGGGUGGAGACCUCGAGGAUCCAGACACUGCAUCGCUGAAAUAUGCCGUAUCAGAUGCUGAAGAAAAGGGGCUGAUCAGCCCAGCUUCUCCUUCCACCCAGCAGAGGUGGCCUUGGACAUCAUCUCAAAGCUCCCCGGGGCAGUCUCAAGUCGAAGAGGUCCUAAGCCAGAAGGUAGUCAGCCUUUGUGAAAAAGGCUCAAUUUCAGAUUUAAAACUCGGCGUGUGGCAAGAUAUUUUUGAACAACUUCGUCGAGAGAGAUCAUCGGCUGCUGACCUGCUGUGCUUGAUGAACUUCCUCAACCCUGAAGGCAUCCCUAAGUUCAUCCUCGAAGCCUACCAGCGCUACCGUGGAGGUAACAAGGUCAACCUUGACCGGGACAUUGAGUUCCUGACUGAAUGCUCGCUUAUCGUCGCUGCGAAAGAAGAUGGUGUGCUCAAGAUACAUCCUACGGUACAUUCUUCUGCACGGAUGUGGAUCUCGUCAGUAACAUCAGUCCCCCAGUGGAAGAUCUGGCCAAGACAGCCACAAAAGGACGAAGAAGCCUGGAAGCGGACGCUUCUCCAUGUCUUUUCAUCAGAAUAUUCAGAUCCGCAUGACACUGGCAGUCAAGGAAUCUGUCAAUGGCUGGAUUCUCAUGUCGACUCCGCCAUAGAGAUCGAACCACGCGACAAGAGUUGCUUUCAGAAAUGGGGCCGACUACUCCAUGAUUUGGCUCUUUAUCGAUGUAAGACCGGUAGAAAUCAAGAAGCUGAGCAACUUCUCCAGCGGCUAUUGGAAGCCAACAGAAGGGUCCUUGGUCCAGAAGAUCCAAGCACGCUUUCGGGUAUGCAAUGCCUUGGAACCGUCUUGUCAAGAGGAGGGAAAUACAAAGAAGCGGAAGAGGUGCAAAGAUGUUGUCUGGAAGUGCGUCAGAGGCUGUCUGGUCCGGAGCAUCCAACCACGCUUUUCACCAUGAACAGUCUUGCGCUGACCCUGGCAACGCAAGGCCGUUUUGAGGAAGCCGACGACCUUUGUCGGAAAGUUCUGGAGGCGAAAAGGGAAGUCUCGGGUCUUGAUAACGUGUGGACGCUUGCAGGCUUGACAGGCGCUGUUGGAAAGCUGCCGGGGCAUCGACGCGUGGAAGAGGUGGAAAGGCUGCAGUGGUUAGUUAUGAAAAGGACUCGGAAGAGGGUUUGGAGUGUGAACUCCAGCAUCCAGGACGACAGUCAAACAUGA
Messenger RNA from Fusarium vanettenii 77-13-4, 1269 nucleotides. RefSeq lists its product as uncharacterized. The transcript has a single exon. The record is from RefSeq and is a predicted model, not a curated record. Gene Ontology annotation, molecular function: protein binding. The coding region runs from base 1 to 1269 and encodes 422 amino acids. NCBI's taxonomy places the organism in Eukaryota, Fungi, Ascomycota, Sordariomycetes, Hypocreales, Nectriaceae.